Messenger RNA from Vicugna pacos (alpaca), 3215 nucleotides. It is a transcript of the gene C32H5orf52, whose product is annotated as chromosome 32 C5orf52 homolog. NCBI's taxonomy places the organism in Eukaryota, Metazoa, Chordata, Mammalia, Artiodactyla, Camelidae. The record is from RefSeq and is a predicted model, not a curated record.
CGCCCUCGGUGAGUAUGGAUCCCCAGCUGGCACUAACUCCUGAGACACUCUCGAGGGUGGAAGAUGAGUACCCAGCAGCUAGCCAGCAGCCCAGGCCGUCGAUCACCUGGAACCGAGGCUCGCCCAUUGCCUAUGCGGCCGCCGACCAGGCGACCACCAGUUCUGGCACCAGCCCGGCUUCGGUCUUCCUCUGGCGCGGUAGGCUCGGCAGCCGCCCCGACAUUCACGUGGGGACUCAGCCGCGUAUCUGCUUCCUGCGGCCGCGAACCUCCCAGCCGCUGAUGCUCUUCAGCCUAAUGAAUUCCAGUGAAGCAGCAGUGAAAAAAUUUUUACCCAAGAGCCACUUAUCCCAAGUGAUUAUUCGUGACAACCUCAGUGCACAGCGGAUCUAUGAGAUGGAGAUAAGAGCUUCGGACAAGACCAAGAAAAAGAUGGGCCACUUGUAUGACCACCUGAAAAAAAAAUUCAUGGCAGACCAGCUCAGAAAGCUGGGGCGCUGGAGACGGGACUCCAUGAACAUCCGCCAGUACCUGGAUAGCAUCCGAGCACACAAGGUCCCAUUAAAAGUCCAGCCUAACAAGAAAAGCCGGCCACCCUAGUCAAGGUGGAUGAGCUGCCCCGGGGCCGUGAUGACACUUGUCUGAUGGGAGAAGAGCUAGAAACCGGUCAGUCCAUGCUGAUGUGAAACAACAAUAAACUGAGACCAGUGGACAGUGGAGCACAAAACCCCUCAGCACUUCUAAUAUUUCUUGUCCCGGCCCAUCCCCUUCGCUGGUAAAGGCUGUCCUGAUAGUCCUGUAGCUGCCCAACUGGAAAGGGCUGAAUCAGGCUGGCUUCUAAGGUUGAGGCAGAGGCUGACCUUUGGUACCCACAUGUCUGAGUCAGGGCCAGGCCAGGUGCGCUGGGACAUCGGUACCUUAGGUGGGAAGGGCUCGGUGAUGCCCCCGCCUGGCAUUCCAGUGGGAAGGAGUCAGGGUGGGGCAUCAGGCAGAUGGGUUAAGGGUUAUUUCUGCCAUCCAUCAGCUGUGUGACUUUGUAACCUCUCUGAGCCUCUGUCUUCUUAUCUGAAUGAACCAGGUAGUAAUGAGGGCACCUACCCCCAACAGCUGGCCUGAGGGUGUGGAGGGCUUGGUCCAGGGCCUGUCAUUUUCAAUGACUGUCAUCUCGAUGCCUACAGUUAGUGUCCAGCCUCACCAGCCCCCACCCCCGGCCUGCCUGCUGUCCCCACUACACCCCAACAGCCCCCACAUUUUACCUUUACUUGCACAUGCCCCGCACCUAGAAUACCUCUUCAGCCCCCCAAGGCUCUCAGGAAGCUCUUCUCAUCCUUCAAGGCUCAUCUCAAUGCCAUUCCUCCCCCUCAGAGCUUCUCUGACCUGCUUCCUGCCGGUCCCUCUACCCCCACUGCCUAAGCCAUGUGGGUUUCCCCUCCCCUCUGAACCUGGCUUACCUGUGGUGGCUUCACUCUGCCUCCUGUGGUAGAUGUUUGGGUGUUUGUCCCAACCAGUGAUUACACUGUCCAGUCUGUGAGAGCAGGGGCCAAGGAUCCCCCAAGAUCCAGUUCAAGCCUCUUCGCCACUUCCCCCACCGUGGCCCCAGUGGAAAAGGCCUUCCUUCCUCUGCUUACAUGUCUGUCCGCACCGAGCAUAUAGUUGGCCAUUUCUUAUUUGUUCACUGUAUCCCUGACCGCGUUGUGAAAGUCUCGGGGGCAGGGAAGCUGACUUGUUCAUCUCUGUAACCACAGUGCGUAGUAACUGGAGUUGUCACUUGAUGGUUUUUGAAUAAAUGACUCAUUCCUUUUCGUAUUACUCACAACUUCAGCACAGUGCCCUCAGUAAGGGCCUGGUACAUAUUUUUUUAAGUUAACUAAGUCUCCUCAUUUUACAGAUGAGGAAACUGAGGCUCAGAGAGGUGUCCUGACUUGCUCAAGGUCAUGCAACAAGUUAGUGGCAGAGAACUAGAAGCAGGUUUGUUGCCUGCAUGGAGUGGUCAUUCUGCAUCACCGCAGCUGCCAGGUAAUGACCUCAGCCCUCUUGGUGGCUUUCGGUGGGUUCGUCCUCACCCUCAUCGUACCCUUUGGGCAUUGCUGCCGAGACAUUCAGCAGGCUUUCCUUCCAGGGGGACCUCAGCGAGCCCCCAUCCCAAGGGGACCAGGGAGUCCAUGGGCAGGGGUGGGAGCUGGAUGUUCGUGAUGCUCCCUUUUCCCUCUUAAUGGUCUUCCUUUGAGAACCUGCUGCUUUUCAGUGGGGGCCAAAACGGGUUCUUGUCUGUUUUCUUGGCUGAGCACAACCGAUGGUAAUAAUUGGUUUCAAGUAUUUAAAUUUUAUUACACAGCAGCAGCAUCAUGUUUGCCAAAAACGAAAACAAAUUCUUCUGUUGGAUCCACCGCUGCUAGGGCUUUGGUGUGUUUCUUUAUUUUGUGUAUUUGUUUCAUGUUGCCAGCAGUCUUUUUCCUUGGCACUGUACCUAAAAGGGGGAAAGGAAGGCUUUAGGGAUCCUGGCAUCUUCAGAGGACCAGCAGAGCAGCCCCAGCCCCUCUUUUCUCAUAUUGUCCCUGAGAACUCCCCACCUGCUACGUCUCUCCUAAUGCAGCCUCUCCGAGCCUCACCCCAGUCUGGCCCCCGGCCACAUGCCCCCUUCUCCCUGGAUGGUUGGCCUUGGCAGAGGGUCUUUGCAUCCUUGUCCUGUGGUCCAACGGACUGGGCGACCCUUGGGAAGGGGGUUGGGUGAGGGAGUUGGGAUGCCAAACUAAUUAAGUCACUUUAUAAGCCACUAACUCAUCUCAGAUUGUGUGGACUUAGUCUUCCCAUUUUCCCAACCAGAGAAUGGUGCAUGUAAGUAGGGAACAAGAAGUGAUGAAAUCCUAGAGAGGCUGCCUAAUUGUUUGUAGUUGAAAAGAAGGAAAAAUCAGAGAGGGAAGAAUGUGGGAGUAUUGGAUGGGAAGAUAUUAUUCGAGAAAUAGAAUCUUGAAGCUAAGGAGGGCCUCAGGGAUUCUUUAGUCCGGUGGACACACAGACACACAGAACUCUUAGUUCAAAUGAAGUCUCACAUGGAAGCCCAUUCCAGUCAUUAAAACCAUUGACACAUUCACAUUUACUGAGCGCUCAGAUGCCAGGCACAAGGCUCAGCUCUUUUGAAACGUAAUUCAUUGAAUUCUCCAAACAACCAAGUAGGUAAUUUUUUUUAAAGUUUUUUUUUUUUACUUUUUUUUUCAC